Messenger RNA from Botrytis deweyae, 1728 nucleotides. RefSeq lists its product as uncharacterized. The record is from RefSeq and is a predicted model, not a curated record. Gene Ontology annotation, biological process: amino acid transmembrane transport. Gene Ontology annotation, cellular component: membrane. The coding region runs from base 1 to 1728 and encodes 575 amino acids. Lineage: Eukaryota; Fungi; Ascomycota; Leotiomycetes; Helotiales; Sclerotiniaceae. The transcript is spliced from 4 exons. Gene Ontology annotation, molecular function: amino acid transmembrane transporter activity.
AUGGAGAAGGAACACUACAACGUCGACGAGUCCUCGUCGCCUGACUACAACGGAAAUCAUGCUCGUUCCCAAUAUGUAGAUCCGACUACCGGUCAUGCAACAAAAUCUGCUGGCUUGCAUGAAGCUGGUGAGCUCUAUGGAAACAUUGAGACUGCUGAAGAAUAUGGUUACGUUUCUCGAGGACUGAAAUCGAGACACAUUCAAUUCAUUGCGCUUGGUGGUACCAUUGGUACUGGUCUUUUCUUGGGUAUUGGAAGUGCUCUUACACAAGCCGGUCCUCUCUCGUUGCUCUUGGGCUAUAGUAUCACUGGUAUUGCCAUCUUUGCCAUGAUGCAGUGCUUGGGUGAGAUGGCUACAUGGUUACCUCUACCUGGAGCCAUCCCACAAUUCGCUGCUCGUUAUGUUGAUGAUGCGCUCGGAUUUGCUGUCGGAUGGAAUAACUGGUAUUCUGCCGCGAUUACCUUGUGUGCGGAAAUCUCAGCUGCUGCAGUCGUCAUUCAAUACUGGCCAGGAGCAGUGCAUAUCAAUGUCGCCGCAUGGAUCAGUUUAAUUAUCGUUCUUGUCAUCUGCCUUAACAUCUUCGCUGUGUCCAUCUACGGAGAAGCCGAGUUCGUCUUCGCCAGUAUCAAAAUUAUUACAAUCGUGGGGCUUUUGAUCAUGGCAUUUAUUGUGGACCUCGGAGGAAACCCUAGGCAUGAUCGUCUUGGUUUCCGUUACUGGAAACACGGACAAUUCAUGUUGCAAUACGACUCCACUGGAGACACAGGUCGAUUCCUCGGUCUCUUCUCAACUCUCGUCAACGCCGCCUUCUCAUAUGGUGGUGUUGAGAUGGUCGCUGUAGCCGCUGGUGAAGCCGAAAAUCCACGCAAGAAUAUUCCAAAGGCUGUCCGCAGAGUUUUCUGGAGAAUUUUGUUCUUUUAUGUCCUUGGUUCAUUGGCUAUUGGUGUCCUUGUUUCCUCCAGCGAUGAACAUUUGCUCAAGGCUCAAGCCGCAGGUGCCGCAGGUGCCGCUCGAUCUCCAUGGGUUAUUGGUAUCCAAAACGCCGGUAUUCCAGUAUUGCCAUCGAUUAUCAAUGCAGUCAUCUUAACCUCCGCCACUUCAUCCGCCAAUGCCUUUUUGUAUACCGGAUCUCGUUACUUGUUCGCCCUUGCCCAGAACAAGCAAGCCCCAAAAUUCCUUCUCCGAUGCAGCAAGGCAGGUGUUCCAUACUGGGCUGUUUUGUGCACAGCUUCAAUCUCGCUUAUCACAUUUUUGUCAGUCGGUUCCGGUGGCGCCUCAACCGCUUUUACGUGGUUCCAAAAUUUGACCACCAUUGCUUCCCUUUUCACCUGGUGCUCCAUUUGCGUCGCGUACAUCAAAUUCCACAACGCUUUGGUAGCCCAAGGUGUCGAUAGAAACACUCUUGUCUUCAAGAGUAGAUUCCAGCCAUACACGGCCUGGAUCGCUUUGGGUUUCUUCGUCAUGAUCAUCCUCUUCAAUGGAUUUGAUGUCUUUGUUGGCAAGAACCACUCCCACUGGAAUGUUACCAAUUUCCUCACCGCAUACAUCGGAAUUCCGAUCUUCUUUUUGCUUUACGGAUUUUGGAAGGUUUUCAAGCGCACCAAGUGGAUCCCGUCAGCUGAUGCCGAUAUCUACACUGGUAAGGCAGCCUUGGAUGCAGAGGAUGACCAAUGGCCAGAUUUGGUGCCAAGAAAUAUGUUGGAGAAGAUCUGGUUCUGGAUUGCGUAG